GUGUGUAACUCUAUUAUAUAACUUGGAUCAGAUUCUUCUACUUCUACCUCUCUCUCUCUUUCUUAAACAACAAGAACAAGAACAAGAACAAGAACAAAGUUUCUUCUUUUCUAACUUCUUCACAGCUUUCACAUUCUCUCUUUCAGACAAAACCCAAAAUGACUCGCUCCUCUAGAUUCCUCGGUACGGCGUCGUCGUCACCACCACCACCGGAAGAAAUCCUCGCCGCCGAAACCGACAUGGUUGUCAUCCUCUCUGCUCUUCUCUGCGCUCUCAUAUGCGUUGCCGGUUUAGCCGCCGUAGCUCGCUGCGCUUGGCUCCGCCGUCUCACCGGCGUUAGUUCCGCCGCUACCGGAGAAUCUCCUCCUCCUCCGAACAAAGGCCUCAAGAAGAAAGCACUCCAAGCGCUCCCUAAAUCCACAUAUACCGCCUCUACAGAAGAUUUGCCGUGCUCCUCCGGCGGUGAUGGAGACGACUCAUCCACCGAGUGUGCUAUAUGCAUAACGGAAUUUGCCGAAGGGGAAGAGAUCAGGAUCCUACCGCUGUGUAAACACGCUUUCCACGUUGCGUGUAUUGACAAGUGGUUGACUUCGAGGUCGUCGUGUCCUUCUUGUCGUCGGAUUUUGGUACCGGUGAAGUGUGAUAGGUGUGGUCACCAUGCUUCCACGGCGGAGACUCAUAUCAAAGAUCAACCACAACACCAACAUCAUCCUUCACAGUUCACUUCCUCCGCCAUUAUUCCUGCUUUUCUUCCUUAGAAAAAGUUCUCUUUCUUUUUUUAAAAAAACAUCGGCAUGAUUAAAGUUAAGUAAAGUAUUAAUUUAAAUUAAUUAGGAAAAUUAGUGAUCUUUUUCUUUAGUUAUGUUUCGAUAAUUUUCUGUUAUGUAAGAAUGUAAUCCACUGUUCUUUAUUAAUCUAAUCAAGAAGUUCACAAAUUCGAUUA
Molecule: messenger RNA, 943 nt
Organism: Camelina sativa (false flax)
Lineage: Eukaryota; Viridiplantae; Streptophyta; Magnoliopsida; Brassicales; Brassicaceae
Product: putative E3 ubiquitin-protein ligase ATL45
Source: RefSeq, a predicted model, not a curated record